Messenger RNA from Dichomitus squalens LYAD-421 SS1, 1532 nucleotides. RefSeq lists its product as uncharacterized. Gene Ontology annotation, cellular component: PcG protein complex; transcription regulator complex. NCBI's taxonomy places the organism in Eukaryota, Fungi, Basidiomycota, Agaricomycetes, Polyporales, Polyporaceae. Gene Ontology annotation, biological process: regulation of transcription by RNA polymerase II. The coding region runs from base 51 to 1532 and encodes 493 amino acids. The transcript is spliced from 5 exons. The record is from RefSeq and is a predicted model, not a curated record. Gene Ontology annotation, molecular function: DNA-binding transcription factor activity, RNA polymerase II-specific; RNA polymerase II cis-regulatory region sequence-specific DNA binding.
GCAAGGCCUCUGUUGAUCUCGUACCUGGCCUACUCUCAUGGCUGCACAUCAUGACUACAUUAUUAGACUCAUCUAGCUCGUCUGCGACGGUAAUUCUUGGGAAACGCAAGCGUCGCGACUCUCUCGUUAUACACCUACCCUCGCCUGCACCUAGUUGCGAGUACGACCCUGCCUACACUGAAUCUGAGUAUGAGCCUAGCCAAGCCUCCGACCAUCCAACUAAGGGCCCUAGUCGUGGGGAAGUCAAGGCGAAGCGCGACUAUGUGUGUACGUUCGAAGGGUGCACCAAAGCUUACACCAAGCCUUCGAGAUUAGCAGAGCAUGAACGUUCUCAUACAGGAAACCGUCCAUUUGUUUGCAGAGUGUGCAACAAGUCAUACCUACGCGAGACACAUCUCCAGGCACACGCUCGGAUACACCUGCCGAGCUCUGCGAAACCAUUCGCUUGUGAGGAGAAGGAUUGCAGUAAACGCUUCUGGACUUCGCAACACCUACGAGCACACAUAGAGCUACAUCGCGGAGAGAAGCCGUUCAAGUGUACUGAUGAGCACUGCGACGCGGCUUUCUCUAAACAUCACCAACUACGGGAGCAUAUCUGCACCAAACACUCUCCUCCUGGCACGAAGCCAUAUCGCUGCGAGCGCCCAGGUUGUACGAAGUCAUUCGCUACUAAUCAGAAGCUCACUACGCACAUGAGAACGCAUGAUGACAAACGAUAUACUUGUUCACAUGUAGCUUGUCUGCCUGCAGAAGGCACGGACCCGACGUACUACCCGACGUGGUCUACCUUGCAGCACCAUACACGUACUGUGCACCCACCGACAUGCCCUUACCCGUCCUGUAACGGCAAGACUUUCUCUCAGCAGAAGGGUCUUCGCGCGCAUCUGAAGAUUCAUGCACAAAGAGACCAGGAAGAUAAUCUUGGCAAUGCAGCCGGUUCCGAAGACGAAGACGAGGGCGAGCGGCCUCGGAAGCGGCGGCGUGGUGGAGAUGUCGGACGCGAUUGGGUGUGCGACGUAGACGACUGCGGUAAAGACUUCAAAUCGAAGAAGGCUCUGACAACCCACCAUAACAUUGCUCACCUUGGACGGCGCGACUUCAUCUGUCCUCACGAGCAUUGCAAGCGCGCGUUCGGGUAUAAGCACUUGCUUCAACGCCAUCUCGCCAAGCUUCAUGCACCCCAGAGCAGCUCUGAUGCAGAUGCUACACAUGAGGACGAGACCGAACAUGAGACUGAUGCUGGAAUCAACAUCGACUUCCUUACCGGCAAGGCGUACGCUUCACUUGCGCAGGAAUCCCUCAAACAGGCGAACAAGCUGCAGUGCCCUUUCCCUCACCUCCCUCGCCUGCUUUCUGAAAGCAUAGAUCAGACCCCUUCGAGUAGCAAGCCAGUGCCCGCGUGUCAAUACGUGUUUAGUCGUGCAUACGACUUGCGCCGCCACCUCCAGGCGGAACAUGAUGUCGAUGUCGAGCGAGAGAAGGUGGAUCAAUGGGUCAAGAGUGAGAAGGCGGCAAAGGCAGCAACGCAAUAG